Messenger RNA from Alligator mississippiensis (American alligator), 3946 nucleotides. RefSeq names its product transmembrane 7 superfamily member 3 (gene TM7SF3). NCBI's taxonomy places the organism in Eukaryota, Metazoa, Chordata, Crocodylia, Alligatoridae. The transcript is spliced from 12 exons. Bases 18 to 1763 code for a protein of 581 amino acids. The record is from RefSeq and is a predicted model, not a curated record.
CCGUAGCACGGGUAGAAAUGGGGCCGGGCGGCGCCGGGGUGGCAGUGUGGGGAUGGCCGUGCGGCGUCAUGGGGCUGGUGCGGGUGCUGCUGUUGUGGGCACUCGCGUGCCGCGGGGGCACCCUGUUCGUUUCCGGGGCAGGUCUUCUUGAGAUGUCUCUGGGAAAGUUUAGAAAUGUCCUGCUUAAUGAGACUAACCCAGUGGAAGCUGUAAUAAGGAACAUUGCAAGCAACGUGACUCUCAUUAUUUUUCAAGCUCAUGCCCAGCAAAAAGAUGUCACAGUAUCCUUUGACAAGUUUCCCUCUACAAAUAACUCUGCAACUGGAGCAGACAGAGGGUUAAUUUCCAUCCUUCAUCCUCAACAGAGCGUAUGUACGUGGUACCUACAGUCUCUUGAAGCUAACCAAGUGUUCAGCACAGCUGUUUCUAUCCCUUAUACAGCAAGAGACCCUAUCCCUGGAGGCUGCAAUCUUGAAUUCAACUUGGAAGUUGAUCCUAAUAUUUAUUUGGAGUAUAAUUUAGUUGACACUCGCAUCAAGUUUGCUCCAGCUAACCUGGGAUCUACCAGAGGCGAGAGUCCUCCUUCUUGUGAUUCUGGUACUGGACAGAACUCUAGAUGGCGACUACACUAUGAUAUUUAUCAGUAUUUCUUGCCAGAGAAUGAUCUUUCAGAAAUAACACUCAUGAGCCACCUACGGAAGAUGUCAGAGGUGAAGAGCAUCAAAGCUAAUGGCAUGAAAAUGAUUACCUUAACAACUAAUGACAAAACUGAUGCUUACUUUUCCUCACUUCCUGGACAAGGUGUCAUCUACAACAUCAUUGUUUGGGAUCCACUCUGGAAUACCUCUGCUGCAUAUGUACCUGCUCAUACAUAUGCUUGCAGCCUUGCUACCCUAGUGGAUAACUGUCUUUCUCCCACCAAACUCCCUACCAAAAUAUUCUUCACCAUUCUUGCUGUCCUUGGCCUCUUCAUUUGUUUCUUUGGACACGAGUUCUGGAAAACAGACUUGUUCUACAUGGGCUUCAUCUUCAUGGGAUUAUUUUUCUUUGUAUUAAUUACAAGAGUGACUAACCUUGGUUAUGAUGUCUGCCUGAUUCUGACUGCUGUAGCUGGAAUUGUUGGAGGGCUUCUCCUGGUCGCUUAUUGGUGGAGGUUUGGUUUUGUCCCACUCUGCAUGGUGCUUGUUGGACUUAUGCUGGGACUCCUCUUCGCAUCGAUGAUCUUCUUCACUCCGCUAGGAGAUUACAGGGUUUUUCGUGACGAUGCCGUGUUUUGGGUGACCUUUUCUUGCAUAGCCUUGAUGAUUCCAGUAGUCUUUGUUGGCUGUCCAAGAUUUCUGAACAUACUGGCUUGUGGUAUAGUAGGCUCUUAUUCAGUGGUUUUAGCUAUUGCUUGUUACCUGUACACAAGCCUUGCUUACAUCACCCUGGACCUGCUCCGGAGAAUUCUGAAGAAUGACUUCAGCAGAGCUUAUACUAAUGUGCCCUUCCAAACAAAUGAUUUUAUCAUCCUGGCAGUCUGGGCAAUGCUGGCACUUGGCGGAGUAACAGCGCAGCUUCGCCGAGAAAGAGGCGAGGUACCCUUCCCACCACACCCUUAUCGGAUCUGGAAGCGAGAAAGGGAGCGUAGAAGCACCAAUAUCCUGGAUCCCAGCCACCACAUCCCUCCGCUGAGAGAGAGGAUCCAUAACAAACUAUUGCAGAUCAGGGAACUCUUCCGGAAAGAGCAACCAGCUGGGGAAAGAACUCCACUACUACUUUGACUGACUGACUGACCCAACACUGUGGUGACAUCAGCUAAAAAGGGCUCUAAGAAUUUACUGAACUAAGGAUGUUUGUGGACCAACAUCCAUCCAGCAGUGCUAGACUGUUCUUAUUGCCUAAUCCUGCUUCAGAGAGUGUGCGCGCUGGACAUGGAAGAUAAAUGGUGUAUUGGACACUAGCUUAUGCCACUUUUUUUUUUUUUUUAAAUGGCUCACUUGCCCUACUCUAAUAUGCAACUCUUGCUGGCUGCAGAGAGCUUGUACUAAGGUUGGAGUACACUGAGUGCAAUGACCAAGGUGUUUUGUCUUGUGUUUGAAAUAUUUAAUGUGCAGGUACAGCAAGACUAAGACUUAAAAAAAAAUUUAAGAAGGUUCCUUGUGAUCAAAAUGUGCCAUGUCAGAAUUCUACCCUUGUCUUGCAAAAAUCCCAUCCAAAAUACCUAUCUCUGUUCCUAAUGAAUGUGCACAUUCUGUGCUUAACAUACAAGGGAAGAACGAUGCUGAAGACUAUCUUGAAGGAAGUACCUUUUUUACUGCAGUGUCAUUGCCUAUUAAACCUUCAAAAUAGGUACAAAACCCAUAUCUCUAAACACAAGAACUAUUUUUAACUGUUGUUGAACCGUGAUAAACUACCAAGAAACUUGUGAGUUUAAAUUGCACUGGAUUCAUGCUUCUGUAUUCCUGUGUGCGUAGAUUCAAGAACUAGGCUCUUGCUCUGGGAAGGAAUAAGAGAAGCUCUCGCUGCCCUUGCUUUAAGCUGGUUUUGAUGUCACUUCUGUGGCAAGCUAUUCAUCUGGUCUCUGCCUAGUAGUACAGAGAUGAUGGCUGCUAAUAGAACACAAAAGGUUUCCCUCCCCUUACCUGCUUCCUGAAGUGUUUUUCCUCUUCUUUUACUUGGGUUUCUUUUUUUUUUUCUUCCUUGCCAUGUCCAAGAAAGAAUGGCCUUGUUUUAAUUAUCAGAAACUGAAAGUGUUAACCUGCACUAAUUGCUAGACAACCUGAUUUAGUACCUCCAGAAAAGAAAAAAAAAAAAAAACCCAAUGUAUCUUGGACUUUGAGACGCGCUACUUUUAAAAUCAAUGCUUUUAUUUUCCCUUGGAGGGGUUUGGGAAAGAGGUAUGAACAGCUUGCUGUAGGUGCAGUGUUGACCUGAAACCUUGCUGGCUACAAAUAUGUAGCCUCCUCUUGCACUCUGCCUUUUCAACAGCAUGCACUCAGAUUAAAGUAUUGUCUAAAGGAGUUCUAGGACCACCUUACUACUUCACAGACCAUGAUUGUAUUUCUCUACUUCAUCACUAAAAACUUGUAUAUUUUCUGAACAGUGGAUAGGAGUGUGAUAGUUGUGGAUCACUUAAACACAGGACUUUCUCCUCCAGCUCCCCCUCCACUCUAAAACCUGUCCAACUGUCCUUCACUUUUUGUGUGUGUGUACAUAGUGAUGUCACACUUUUUUUUUUUUUUUUAAAGCUAUCAUCUUACCUUCUGGGCCCUGAUCUAGGUUUAUUCAAGUGGCUUUGUUUUCCUUUUUCCCCCAUUGCCCUUAUACCUCUACCAUCUGUGCAGCAAAUAGCAUUGAUCAUUGUUGCUCUGAGGAAAAUCUUUACAGAAUAAUCUAUAAUGAAACCACCACUAACAGUACAAUACAAAGUCACCCAAGCGAACUUCAGUUGUGAGCCACACAACCUCCCAACUUGUUAACAAAGCCUCUUUUUUUUUUUUUUUUUUAGGUCUUGAUAUUGAGACCAUUUUAAUACUAACGAGAUAAAUUUUGAAGGCCAAUGUCUUUUAAUUUUCACUCCAUGGAAUGUUCAUCUUUAAGGCUGACCUGAGGUAAAGUUUAUCUUGUGGUAAAGCUAGGUGGAACUCAACAGCCAUGUUGAUCUCUACCUGCUAGGGAGCUGACUCCAAAUGCACUGUUCCCCACAGCUCACCUAGGGGAAGGGGAGGCCUACCUCCAUGUUGUAUACCAGACUGAUGCUUGUUGACUGCCUUAUAGCACUGAUACUACAGAGCGUAACUUUGCCACAUACAAUGGCCAAAGUAGCAAACACUUAUUUUUGUGUGUUACUACUCUGAAACAUGUUUAUCUUGUUUUUAUAAUUACCAAGCUCAGCAUUGUGAGAGAGAAACAGAUUUAACUCAAAUAUUUUCUAUCUUUUUAUAAUAAAGAUGUUUCAACAGUG